Molecule: messenger RNA, 1901 nt
Organism: Physella acuta
Lineage: Eukaryota; Metazoa; Mollusca; Gastropoda; Physidae
Product: signal recognition particle subunit SRP54
Biological process (GO): SRP-dependent cotranslational protein targeting to membrane; SRP-dependent cotranslational protein targeting to membrane, translocation
Cellular component (GO): signal recognition particle, endoplasmic reticulum targeting; cytosol
Molecular function (GO): GTP binding; GTPase activity; endoplasmic reticulum signal sequence receptor activity
Source: RefSeq, a predicted model, not a curated record
AGCUAAUACAAAUCAACACCGACGACGUGGUAAGGGGAUGUAACUCCGAAUUUACUGGAUCUAAAUAUACAGGUUUCUGUAGAUGUACCAAUCUGGAAGAAGUCCAGAUCCAACAAGAAGAUAGUCUACAGUCUAGAAAAUAAAAAAUGGUUCUAGCAGAUUUGGGCAGAAAGAUCACCUCUGCCCUUAAAUCACUCAGCAAUGCCACUAUUAUUAAUGAAGAGGUGUUGAAUGGCAUGCUGAAAGAAAUAUGCGCUGCCCUACUGGAAGCUGAUGUCAACAUUAGACUUGUCAAGCAGCUGAGAGAGAAUGUCAGGUCCGUGAUAGACUUUGAUGAGAUGGCAGGAGGCUUGAAUAAACGGCGCAUGAUCCAGUCUGCUGUCUUUAAAGAGCUGGUCAAGCUGAUAGACCCUGGAGUCAAGGCUUGGCAGCCCAGCAAGGGAAGAAAUAACGUCAUCAUGUUUGUGGGGCUUCAGGGCAGUGGGAAAACCACCACUUGUACAAAGUUGGCCUAUUACUAUCAACGCAAGGGCUGGAAAACAUGUUUGAUUUGUGCUGACACAUUUCGUGCAGGAGCCUUUGAUCAGCUGAAACAAAAUGCCACCAAGGCUCGCAUUCCAUUUUAUGGCAGCUACACAGAGAUCGACCCUGUGGUCAUUGCCCAGGAGGGUGUUGAGAAGUUCAAGGAAGAGAAUUUUGAGAUCAUUAUUGUGGACACUAGUGGACGUCACAAGCAACAGGACUCACUGUUUGAAGAGAUGCUUCAAGUGGAACAAGCUGUUAAACCUGACAACAUUAUCUUUGUGAUGGACGCCACCAUUGGUCAAGCUUGUGAAUCUCAGGCCAAAGCGUUUAAGGAUAAAGUUGAUGUUGCCUCAGUUAUCAUCACCAAACUUGAUGGUCAUGCCAAGGGAGGUGGAGCUCUGAGCGCUGUGGCUGCCACCAAGAGUCCAGUCAUCUUUAUUGGGACAGGUGAACACACAGAUGACUUCGAACCUUUUAAAGUCCAGCCUUUUGUAAGCAAAUUGCUAGGAAUGGGUGACAUUGAAGGACUUAUAGACAAAGUGAAUGAACUCAAGUUGGAUGACAAUGAGGAGUUGAUGAAGAAACUUAAGCAUGGCCAGUUUACAUUGAGGGACAUGUAUGAACAGUUCCAGAACAUCAUGAAGAUGGGACCCUUCAGUCAAAUCAUGGGUAUGAUACCAGGCUUUAGUUCAGAUUUUAUGACAAAGGGGAGUGAACAAGAAUCAAUGGCUCGGCUGAAAAAGUUGAUGACCAUCAUGGACAGCAUGAAUGAUCAAGAACUUGACAGUCUGGAAGGAGAAAAACUUUUCUCUCGCUGCCCUGGCAGGGUGACUAGGGUGGCAAGAGGUGCAGGUGUUUCUGGACGAGAGGUCAACGAACUUUUAACUCAGUACAAAAAAUUUGCUCAAAUGGUGAAAAAAAUGGGAGGAAUUAAAGGCUUAUUUAAAGGUGGGGACAUGAACAGAAAUGUUAACCAAGGGCAGAUAACCAAGUUAAACCAACAGAUGGCCAAGAUGAUGGAUCCACGGGUGCUACAACAAAUGGGUGGGAUGCAGGGACUGCAGAGCAUGAUGAGACAGUUUCAGCAAGGCGCCACAGGAAAAUUUGGGAACCUCUUUAAUUUGACGGACAGAUAAACUUUUAGCUAUCUAGAGCCAUACAAUGUUGUUUUAGUCCAAAAUAAAAGGCGACAAAUUGUGGCCCACAAAUUCUAGUCCAUUUCACACCUUCAAGAAUUGAUGUGAAAAUGCAGUAGUUGGGUUCACGUUGUAAACAAUAGGAGCUCUCUUCUCCUAAUGGCUAGAAUAUCAUUUGUAAAUGUAUUUAAAGUUACAAAUAAAAAAGCAUUUGAAUAAAAAGCACUAAAAUAUUAAGAA